This is a messenger RNA of Purpureocillium lilacinum, 864 nucleotides long. RefSeq lists its product as uncharacterized. The record is from RefSeq and is a predicted model, not a curated record. Lineage: Eukaryota; Fungi; Ascomycota; Sordariomycetes; Hypocreales; Ophiocordycipitaceae.
AUGCCGACUUACCUUUGCCACGGCUUCCGGUGGCAUCGCCGCGAGAUCCGCAUCUUUGUCAUCCUCAACGACAUCGACGAUGCCGCCCCGGACUGGAUCGUCGGCCGCACAAGCUCGGCUUCCCUGCUGUCCCAGUUCGCGCAGAACUUUGACUUUCUCCCCAAGGAGCCCAUUGCCGUACCAGAAGCCGUUCUGGAGCAUGCGGAUGCGGCGCAGGACCAACCACGGCCACACCGCGAUGACGACCUGUCGGUGCCCCCGUCGCGUGUGCCCCCGUCCGAGGACGACGUGCUGGCCAACGACUGGUCGCCGGUGAAGUUGCUGGAGGAGUACGAUGUGGAGGAAACGCAGAGCGCGAGCCGGCCAUACGCCUUUGUCGCCGACUAUGUCGUCCGCGUGGAUCUCAGCGUCAACGUCGGCGACGAGAUGGCUCGGUACGAGGCGGCCUCGGCGGCCGCCACAAAAGACGACGCGGACGGCUGGUUCGAGAAGCUACGGGACAAGCUGCAGGUCGGGGAGAGGAUAGGGUGGCACAUUGUCGUGUGCGCAGACGAGGAGAGGGUUGCGCCAGAUGAGGGUAGCUCGGAUGAGUACGAUUUCUCGGACGAAGGAGCUGUGACGCCGACCAGGAACCUGAAUCUCCCGAUGAGGCCGGCAGCGGAAGCGCCACCCGGCCGCGAGCAAAGGCCCCCGACGGCAAGCGCAAAAGCUGAAGCCGCCAAGGGCAAGGAAAAGCAAGAAGCCAGCCAGCAGCCCGACUUUCUCCGCAACGACCCCAUCAAGACGAGCCCGCAGCCUGGGCUGCGGCACAAGCUAUCGACGAAGGGACUACGCCGGCUGUUUUCCAAGAAGGACGGAUCAUGA